Messenger RNA from Carassius carassius (crucian carp), 2789 nucleotides. Its product is annotated as ubiquitin-conjugating enzyme E2 R2-like. NCBI's taxonomy places the organism in Eukaryota, Metazoa, Chordata, Actinopteri, Cypriniformes, Cyprinidae. The record is from RefSeq and is a predicted model, not a curated record. The coding region runs from base 539 to 1258 and encodes 239 amino acids. Gene Ontology annotation, biological process: ubiquitin-dependent protein catabolic process; protein polyubiquitination. Gene Ontology annotation, molecular function: ubiquitin conjugating enzyme activity. The transcript is spliced from 5 exons.
GGAAUUGAGGAAAGACGCAUCCACGACAUCGACUCAUAACUCGCCAAUCUCCUACACGUUUACUAGUUCACGCCAAUUUUUGCUUCUCGACGGAUCAGCUUGGCACACAAUUCAAGCGUAGGCAUUCUUUUUGUAAAUUCAGCCAUCUGAAUUUACUUAUUUAACGAAAACCUUCCGUAAGAGAGGAUUAGUGUUGAGUCGAAGUGGAUUUUCACGGCUAGCAUUCAGCUACGAAAAAAAACAACAAACCCAGAGCGCGAUUUUUUAUUUUUCUGACAAGCAAAACUCUGCGUAUAAACAACCUAACAACCUGUUUUACUUUCACGGACGACGGAAAAAAAACUAUUAUAAUGCUUUAUAGCUAAAAACACUUUUUAUUUGAUCGAAUAUAACGUUAGUCUCUUUUUUUGAGGACAUUGUCAUUUCCUCGCUAAGCUAUCAACUCUAGACAAAGAAAGAAAAGCAGCUUUCAUCGCCUCCUCACUUUUUGAAGAACAAACCCCACUUUUGAGUCUAGUUGGGUAGAAAUAAAGCAGAAAUGGCCCAGCAGAGCAGUGCUCAGGUCGCCAGCUCACAGAAAGCUUUAAUGCUGGAGAUGAAGUCUCUACAGGAGGAACCAGUGGAGGGUUUCAAGAUCACUUUAGUGGACGAAGCUGAUCUCUACAACUGGGAAGUGGCGAUUUUUGGACCCCCAAAUACUCACUAUGAAGGGGGCUAUUUCAAGACUCGCAUCAAGUUCCCGAUCGAUUACCCAUAUUCCCCACCCACGUUCAGAUUCCUCACCAAGAUGUGGCACCCCAACAUCUAUGAGAACGGGGACGUGUGCAUCUCCAUUCUGCAUCCUCCAGUAGAUGAUCCACAGAGCGGAGAGCUUCCCUCAGAGAGGUGGAACCCCACACAGAACGUCAGAACUAUACUGUUGAGUGUCAUCUCUCUACUGAACGAACCCAACACGUUUUCUCCAGCCAACGUGGACGCCUCCGUCAUGUACCGCAAAUGGAGAGAGAGUAAAGGAAAAGACCGGGAAUAUGCAGAAAUCAUUAGAAAACAGGUUCUGGCCACUAAAGCCGAGGCGGAGCGGGACGGAGUGAAAGUUCCCACCACGCUGGCGGAGUAUUGCGUCCGCACGCGCGCCCCUGCACUGGACGAGGGGUCCGAUCUGUUAUAUGACGAUUACUAUGAUGAUGAGGACUUGGAGGAUGAGGAUGGUGAGGACUGUUGCUAUGACGAGGACGACUCCGGAAAUGAGGAAUCAUGACAACAUUCCCAUGUUCAUUCUCGUCUUCAUCAGCAUUACCCCGAGAGUGGAAACUUUUAGGCAUGCGCCCUGCAUUUACACUCACUCAGAUGGCCAUUUUUGUUUCCUUAAUGGACUGAAAUGAGAGAAUUUUUUUUUUUUUUUUUUUUUUUAGCUUUUAUGUUGUUUUCCCUCUGUGUCAUAAUUUUGCUGGCCUUCAGGACUUUCUGAAAUCUGCUGUUUUAUUAUUUCUUUGCUUUGUGCUUUCAGAUAGCUCUGUGAAAGUUACUUCAAAAAGGAACAAAAAAAGAGAAAAAAACGAAGUGUGACUCAACUAGGCAGUGAUUCUUUGAAUGAGGCUUUAUGCUGAAUAAUGCUGAUUAUGUCACUGAUCUUUUGAGGUUUUUUAGAGAUGGUCACUUUGAUCACCCAUGCUACUUUUUUGGCCUUCAAGCACAUCUGAGCAGCUCAGCAAUAAAACAUGAGUUUGGGGGCAUGCUUUGAGUUUUUGGUUUUAAUUCCUCUUUCAUUUGAGUAAUAAUUACAUUAAAGGGAUAGUUCACUCAAAAAAAAUGAAAACAUUUUCAUUUACUUACACUCAUGUCGUUUCAAACCUGUAUGACUGACUUUCUUCUUUGAAGCAUAAGUUAUUUUGAGAAAUGGAAGUCAGUUGUCACCAGAACAGUUUGGUUACCGACUUGCUUCAUAACUAAACAAAUGAGGUUGAGUAAAUGACUGAAUUAAAAUUUUGGGGUGAACUAUCUCUUUAAGAAACCCAAAACAAAAUAAAUCAAAAAAUUAAAGAAUAAGUUGGUAUUAAAAUAAUGUAAAAAUGUAAACCUUGAAAAGACAAUGCUGAGGCCUACAUUCUACGAUGUGCUUAAAAAUCUGCAUUAUUUAACUUAGUGUCACUUUAAAUUAUUGAAAUUUUCUAUUACUUUGUUCCAAGAUAUAGGAGCUUAUCAGAUAAUCAAUGUAGUCAGGCUUAAUCUGGUAGGUUGGCGAGCGGAUGUUGUUUUUUCUGUUAAGAUAAGUUUAUUUGAAUGUUUUUUAAGCAAUGCUGAUAUUCCUGUGUUGUCCUCCUAAGUGAAUCUUAUCUGUUGUGUUUUUUUGAGUUUUUUUCCAUCACUGAAGCAUUUGUUGUUUUAUUUGGGAUGUAGGGUGACUUUUGGACUAUUGAAAGUUUUUUUUUUUUUUUUUUUUUUUGCCGUUUCUUUUGCAUUAUGGCUCCAUGAAUUGGCAGCAUGUUGUGAUGUGAUCGAGGAGGCUGGUGAGAGCUGCUGUCCGUCUCAGAUUUGAAUUGGAUCUCAUACAGACUGACUCUCAGGAUCAGCCAGUCUGAAAAAAGAAAAAAACUACCAUCAACGAAAGUACUCCUUUUUUUUCACGCUUGCAAACUAUCCAUCUUUUCCAUAUUGUUUUGAGGACAAUUUACAGUCAUAUCCCAAGAGGCUGAGAUGCACACAAGGAGCUGAUUUGCCAUUUUACUGACUUGUAUGUAUUUUUACGGCUUGUUGGCCUAUUUAAAACUGAAUAAAGAUCUUUAUUAGAA